Molecule: messenger RNA, 4530 nt
Organism: Polyodon spathula (Mississippi paddlefish)
Lineage: Eukaryota; Metazoa; Chordata; Actinopteri; Acipenseriformes; Polyodontidae
Exons: 15
Coding region: 150-3338 (1062 amino acids)
Biological process (GO): activation of GTPase activity
Molecular function (GO): protein binding; guanyl-nucleotide exchange factor activity
Source: RefSeq, a predicted model, not a curated record
GUGACUGAUCCAGACUCACCAGGGUAGACCUCUGUGAAUCUCCUCUGUACCUGUCUGAAAACGGGUUUCUUCCACAAGGUUCUAACAAAGACAGAGUUUUCAGGACUGGGAGAAAGUUUCAGGUGUCUCGACAGGUGAAGACAGGAACCAUGGAGGUGAAUGCUGCCACUUCUCGCUCUAGCCAGCCCCCCUCUCUGCCAUCCAAACCCAAGCCUCAGCCUCCCCCCAAACCACAACUCCGAGGGACCAUGGUACGCAGGAUCACUGAGGUCCUCUGGAAGGGCUGCAUGGUUGACCAGGAGCAUCAAACACACUCUCUCCCAGGGGAGGAUAGAGGUGACUCACACAGGCAGAGUGAAGUGCAUAGGACCAAACAUCUGUCUGUACCCACUCCAUAUGGGCAGCUUCUCACUGUGGCUAAGAACCGUUUUAGUACUGGAGUUACUGGGUCUCCCCACGCAGAGGAUGCUGGGAUUUCUGGAGGCCAGAGGAAGCGUCUCCCGGUCCCCAAACCCAGACUGAGAAAGAGACCCCAGCAAUCAGAGAGCAGUGAGCCUCAAAACACUGUCAAUGAGAAUAGAGAUUCAGCCAGAAUGGCUUCUUCAAGCUACAAAACUGUGGAAUCCACUUCUCCAGUAGCUUCAGCCAGGAACUCCAGGGAUGUGAAGGACCAUCGGAAAGACAGCAGACUGAAGGAGGAGGAUGAAGUCCAGGCAGAGUGCCCGCCGUGCUGCCCGUGUCUGUGCCACCUUCGGAGGUGCUCGGGAGGUCAUGAGGAGGCGAGUCAAACUAUAAACCUCAGAGAGGGAGAUGGGGACCAUGCCUCCUCCAAAGAGUUAGAGACUCCAGGGUUUGGCAGCGCUACUCUGGACCCCAAAGUGAACUCCAGUGAACGCUUCUCGACUCCUCAGGCCAGCCCCUCUGAGUGGCUCUUCCACACAGAUAAGAAGGCUGCAGGUGCAAUGGAGUAUGAGUCUGUAUUGCUUCCUCACAGCCGUCCCCUUCCCAAGAAACCACUCUGGCUCCCCGCUAGCCCAAGAGGAGAGAAGGAGCCCAGUAGCUCUGAGGGAGUGUACAUGGAGAUAGAUGAGACCUCAUUUGACAAUGGGCUACAAACUCCAGCUACCUUGACUACGGCACAGCCAAUCAAUAACAAAGGGUAUCAGAACUCCGUCAAGAACUCCUUGCAAACCAAAAAGCAACCACCCACAGCCAGUGGCUCUAAAAGAAAAGAGCUGAAACCUCCCUCAUCAGCUCCUGAGGACCCUCUAAAAUACCUGCCUCAUUGGGACAAGAACAAAUCACAGAGUAGAGGAAAAGGUGUCCCAUCACGGUGUGCCUCUAGCAGUCAGUUGAAGGACAAAGUUGUAGCCGAACUGAGGGAGAGGUUCCCUGGGGGAGACUCGGGGGAGGUGGGGGGCGAAGUCAGGAAGAUGAAAAAAAACUGGAAGCCUUCUUUGCUCUCUUAUGAGGCGCUGGUGGGUUUCAUUGGUUGGAAACGAUCAUCCACAGAGGAUGGCACAAGGAUAUCACCCAUACAGAACAGGAAAACGCAGCCUCCCGCUGACAACUUUAUGGAAAUCCAUUUCCGGGAUUCCAGAAAGCAGGAAUGUGCCGAGGAAGGAAGCGUCAUGGAGGGGGAGGAGGCGCCCUCAACUGAUGUCAUCAUGACAUCACCCAACAAGGUGAAGAAGACCAAGCUGCAGAACCUGAGUUCAGAGGAAAACCAGGCACAGAGUUAUGACUCAAGACCUCGGGCAAAUAGAGCGACGCGAGAGUGCCUCCCAGAACAUGCAGGGAUGACUACACAAGAGAAGAGAGAAAGGGCCUCACAGGAUGAGCUUGAUGAAACAGACCACUGUCCUUCAGGGAAACCCAAUCCGGGCCAGAAGAAUGAGGAAACAGGGUCCUCUCUUGAUCAGGUCAGCAGGAGAAUCCCCAACAGUCACAGGUCCUUGAAGCCGUAUUGGCAGGAGCUCAGUGUGGUCCAAGAGAGUGGCAUUCUGCCCCAGCUCAAGAAACAGGAGGUUCUGCUGCAAGAGAGUAUGUACGAGGUUGUGACCACAGAGCACUCUUACCUCAGCAGCCUAACAGUGGCUGUGGUUCACUUCAUGGACUCCCCAGAGCUCAGCAGCGCCCUUGGCCCUCGUGACAAGAAAUCACUUUUCUCUAGCAUUGGAAAGAUCAAGGAAAUCAGCAAAAACUUCUUGGAGGACCUGAAGGAGAAGAUGUAUGGUAACCUCUUCUAUGACAUCUGUAAUGUCAUUUACUACCAUUCCAAGAACCACUUCUCAGCCUACAUAGAUUACAUCCGCAAUAUGCCAUACCAGGAGCUGACCCUGCACAAUCUCGGAAAGGAGAAAGGCCAGGUUGUUGAGAUACUGUCCCGGCUGCAGGAGGACCCCAGGUGUAACCGUUUGCCUCUGAAAUCCUUCCUGGUCCUGCCCUUUCAGAGGAUCACACGUCUCAAGAUCCUGGUGGAGACCAUUUUGAAAAGAACAGAGCAGGGGUCUGAAGGAGAGAAAUCUGCAGAGAGAGCAAUGAAGGCGAUAUCAAAGGUUGUUGAAGACUGUAACAGGGAGGUGGGGAAUAUGAAACAGAUGGAGGAACUGGUCCACAUUGCAAACAAAACUGAGUUUGAGUGCAAGAGUAUUGCUCUGGUCUCAUCUUCCCGCUGGCUAGUGAAACAGGGGGACCUGACCGAGCGCACUGACAAGGAGAACAUCUUUGGCCAGAAGAAGAGCUCCCCUGUCUAUCUGUUUCUCUUCAAUGAUCUGCUGCUGAUCACCGCCAGGAAGGGAUUGGAUCGAUUUGUGGUCCAGGACCAUGCCCACCGCUCCCUCAUUGAGAUCAGCGACGGGGCAGAGGAAGACCUGGAUACAGAGACGGAGAACACCUUCCUCUUGGUGCUACUGAAGAACCACCGCAGCACCACUUCACAGCGCCUGCUCAAGGCUGCCACAGAAGCUGAGAAGAACAGCUGGAUUGAAGCCUUGACCCCCAAGAAGGGCGAUGGUGUUGAGGUUUAUGAAGAAUGGGACUGUCCGCAGGUGGAGUGCACAGUUGGCUACACAGCACAGCAGCCUGGCGAGUUGAGUUUGGAACCUGAUGAUGUCAUUAAUGUGAUCCAGAAAACUCCUGAUGGCUGGCUGGAAGGGCGGAGGCUGGGGGAUGGAGAGAGGGGCUGGUUUCCACGGUGCUUCGUCAAGGAGAUCAGCAAUGAACAUGUGCAACGGAGGAACCUGCGGCAGAGACACAGAGUCCUGCAGACCGCCAAUAAACUAGUGAGCCGCCGCACCUCCUCCCGGGACUGCCGAGUCUCCACCUGCUUCAGAUAGAGCACUGCCCCCUUACACCUUGGGGAGGCUAAGUGUAAUGAGGUCAGGAUCUACAGCGCAAGGAACACAAAUACUGGAUGUGACUAAUACAUGUUUGGGAUUACUCUAGGUGAUGGAACUGAACUGUUUAAAUACCCUUGAAAUAAUUUAAGAUGAGUGCUGCUGAACAGUAGGUGAAAACAAUAUUUCCAAUGCUACAAUGAUCUUAAUUCUUAAAACGCCUAAUCUAUUUUCUGACCUUUUUCCAGUAAUGUUAAGGUCAUGGGAGGCACGAUUCAGCAUGGUUUAGAUAAUUAAAACAGACCCAGCAAUUUCUAGUUUAGGACAUUCCUUUUCCUAAAAAAGCUCACAAAAAUGAAUUUUGUAAAACUUUCCUUGCAGUGCUGCAAUUAGUCUCAAAUUCUAGUUUUAAAGAACCACCAUUCAUUUCUAUCAACUGGGAUUUAAAAGAAAAUGUUUUAGUGCUCUGAUCUGAUUUAGUGUUUGAAUCACAAGAAUAAUUUAUUAGAGCCAGAUCUGUGGUAUGAAAUAGAGCUUAAUGCAAGUUUUCUUUAUAUAGAAACUUGUGUUUGAGUCAAGGGUAUACUAUUGUGUGGGUGUUCCAAAGUGUAUUUGUUUUUCAUAUUUCAAUUUGUAGCAGGGAAGUCUUGCGACUCACAUAGCUUUGAAUUCAGAACUUCCCACAUCGACAUUAAUCUUUAAUCUGUUAAACAACAAUGAAUUACUAAGUAAAACCUACAUCAUAAGUAAAUGGUUAAUUUUACAGUAUCUGUAUAAACAUGAUUGCCUUGUGCAAUCUCUAUAGCAUAGACGGAAAAGGAUGUUUGAUAGGAUGUUUUCUAUUUUUGUAUCCUUACUGAGUUGCUGGUCGUCUCAGUGUCUUAAUACUACAAUGCAUAAGAUUUCUUACUGUUUGUCAUUUUUGUAUUUUGACGUUUUGCUUAAAAUCAUGUUUUGCUGUUUAUCGCCCAGCACAAAAAUGACAGUGCUCCUUUACAAACCUGCAGAUGGCAGGCAGAGUUAAGAGGUCAUGCUUUUUGUGCUCUGCCUGCGGAUACACUUCUAUGCAAUUUCAGUGUGAUCGACUGCUUGGCGUGAACUGCAGCAGAAAAAACAACGAUUCUGCAGACAUCAGUGGAAUUGCUCUUGCAUUUACACAUACACACACACACACACACACACACACACACAC